CCCGUGGCGCAGGCGUCAUGCGCUUCUCAUGCAGCCAGUGUUGCCAGGGCAUACUGAGGAUUUCAGACUAAACUCCUGAGUCCAGCACAUAGACUGUGGUCCAGCACUUAAUUUCAGCUCUGUUUUAAACCUAACCUCGCGAGAAAGAACAUUAUCAGAAGCAAGUACACGGAUUUACAGACAGUUACUACAAAUUGUUGGUCUGAAACCGUGCAGCCAUGGGAGCUGUUCUGGGAGCCGUGACAUUCGCCAGUUGUGUGCCAUGCCUUUGCAGCAGUGCAUCAUGUCUGAUGUGCAGUUGCUGCCCAAGCAGUAGAAACUCCACUGUCACCAGAGUCCUCUAUGCCUUCAUCUUGCUGCUGGGGACCAUUGUCGCUUGCAUCAUGUUGUCCCCGGGAGUGGGCGAGCAGCUCAGAAGGAUCCCAGGCUUCUGUGAAGAUGGGGCAGGUUCUUCUAUCCCCAGCCUACAGGCUAAUGUCAACUGUGAAAUGUUUGUGGGCUACAAGGCAGUGUACCGUGUCUGCUUUGGCAUGAGUAUGUGGUUCCUGGGAUUUUCCUCUCUAAUGAUCAAUAUCAAGAACAGCAGAGACCCCCGUGCUUCCAUCCAUAAUGGAUUUUGGUUCUUUAAGUUGGCUGCCUUGGUAGCAGUUACUGUGGCCGCCUUUUACAUUCCAGAUGGGCCUUUUACCUACUUGUGGUUUGUGGUGGGCUCCGGUGGAGCUUUCUUUUUCAUUUUGAUCCAGCUUGUGCUGCUGGUGGAUUUUGCCCACUCCUGGAAUGAGUCCUGGGUAGACAAGAUGGAUAAUGGCAACUCCAGUUUCUGGUAUGCAGCUUUGUUGGUGGUUACAGCGUUCAACUACAUCCUGUCAUUUACUGCCGUCAUAAUAUUCUUCAUCUUCUACACCAGGCCUGAUUUAUGCUUCAUCAACAAGUUCUUCGUCAGCUUCAACAUGUUGUUCUGCAUUGUGGCAUCUGUUGUCUCUGUCUUUCCCAAAGUACAGGAAUCUCAGCCACAUUCAGGUCUUCUACAGUCCUCCUUCAUCACCCUGUACACCAUGUUUCUGACCUGGUCUGCAAUGACCAACGAACCUGACAGAGUAUGUAACCCCAGCGUGCUGAGUAUCUUUCAGCAGAUAACAACCCCCACGCUGGCCCCUCUUGAGAUAGAGAACCAGACGGCCGUGGUGAUCAUUGGCACAGAGGAACCUGUCCUAUCAUCGCCAUACCUGCAAUGGUGGGAUGCCCAGAGCAUUGUGGGGCUUGUCAUAUUUGUCCUGUGCAUUCUCUACUCCAGCAUUCGUUCAUCCAGCACCAGUCAGGUGAAAAAGCUGACCAUGGCCUCCAAAGAUUCCGCCAUUCUGGCUGAGGGUGGCAGCAGCCCUGACCUAUCCGAGGAGUUGACAGGACACAGGCGGAUGGAGGACAAUGAGCGGGACAUGGUUCAGUACAGCUACUCCUUCUUCCAUUUCAUGCUCUUCCUGGCCUCACUGUACAUCAUGAUGACCCUUACCAACUGGUAUAGCCCUGACGCAGACUACACCAUAACUAACAAGUGGCCAGCAGUGUGGGUGAAGAUCACCUCCAGCUGGGUAUGUUUGGCCCUGUACAUCUGGACCCUGGUAGCCCCCAUGAUCCUCACAAACCGAGACUUCAGUUGAUCGACCAUUCUCUCUCACUCCACUUUAUCUUGCACAAACUUGCAAACUCCAGCUAAAUAUUGAUAAUAUAUCAGAAUGAAACAAAACAUGGUAUGGUUCACAGAUGCUAUAACAACUGUGUAGGUACAUGUAUAAUAUAUGUCAUAAAUGCCAAUCACAUAUUUUGUGUUGAGGCUCUUAACACAAAAAAUAUUAUUCUGAAUUAAAUUCAAAUAUGAUAUCUACUUUAUACAUUCAAAGUAUAUUAUUUAUUUUAGUAUUGCAACUCGCCUCAUUCAUAACUGUAGUAAAUACUGAGGAUUGGUUUGUGAAUUGCAUACAGUUGUACGCUGAUAGACUUUGCUGCUACGCCCUUCAAUGCCUUGUUUGUCUGUAAAAGGAUGGAGAUUUUUGAACAUGUUGAGAGUGAUCUUAAGUACAUCAGUGUAUUAAACCAUGGUGGAUAAACUUACAAAAUAUCUGCAAUAUGACUUUAAGCUAUCAGUUUAAGUUUCUGCCAAAUAUUAAUGGUCAAUGUAAAACAUGUAAAGGUGUCUUUAAGAUGUUGUGGUUACAUUUCAGUAUGUUACAUGGACCCAAGCACAACGGAACUGCACUGACAUAGUUGAAUAACUCCUAAUAGUUUGGAAAAGCUUCCAAAAAGGUUAAAAGAAUUAUUUUGACUUGUGUUGUUUUUGUUUCUUUUCUUAAUGAAUGUAUUUUGUUAAAUGGUUAAUGUUUAUGCAUCAAACCAGAUUUACUUGAAACACAAACACUGGCCAAAUGAUUUUUGACUUACUGUAAUUGCCAUGUGAUGAGUUCAAUGUCAGUACUGUUUCAGUUUCUGGUUAAUUUUUCGGGCAGUCCGCGAUUCUGCUUUCUCCAUUUGUUGUUGUAUGUAACCCGUUAAAUGAAGGUGUUCGGGGUAACCCUAAACCUAACCCAAAUUUUUUUCAAUUAAAAUAUUUGUUGAUGGGGAAGCUGGGUUAGAGUAUAAUAUUAAUUCAUUACAAAUUUUUUAUAAAUAAAAAUAAAAAGCAUACCAGAAAAAGGGCACUUUCUCUCGAAGAAAAAAAAGGGCAGGGGAUCAAGUCUCAUUUGAUGUCUGUGGGCACGUGUAUGCGCAUGAGCUACUAGAUAAUGUAAUAAGAUAGGGCAUACAGGCUAAUGUAAUGUACUUCAGGGUAGACACUACAGGUGACUACAGAACUUCCGCAGCUAAUGACUUACAUCAAGAAAUGGUAUGUUUAAAUAUGCAGAUUAGUUUGUUUGGUGAAUUUAUGACAAAUAUACAGAUGUAGACAGUCAGAGGGUAGUAAAACAAACACAAUCAAAAUGUAUGAUUGGAGGCUGAUAUAUCUUUAUUAAUAAAUGAUACAGACAGCCCUCCCUCAAAUGUGAAAGGAGGGAAUUGUAGAUACACUGAAACUAAGGUCCAAUCCUAUUUCUUCCCUUGGCCCUACCCCUUAGCCCUUCCACUUCAUUUAAUGCAUUCACGUGUAGGGGUAGGCUGUCUCAAUACCUGUUGGGACGGAAAGGUAAGGCUUUAUACCCCUCAAACUAAGUUUUUUGGGACCCUCACUUCAAACAAAGGGGUACCUAAGAUGUCUUGCCUACACCGGCAAGCUGGGACAGAGACCCUAAAAUGUAGUAUUUUCUCCCAAAAAAAAAGGAUUUAAAAAUUCGGAUAUUGAUUAUAAUAUCGUUUCAAUGUAUUAUGGUAACUUUAUUAACAACAACCUUAAAAUAAGAUUGCGAGUGCGUAGCGGUAGGAUGCUAUAAAUUUUUUUUGGGUAUGAUAAUACCGUAUUUUCACAUAAAGUCUUGUCGCUCAUUAAAUAAUAUUAACACUGCUGAUAUAUAUAAAUGUCUGUAUUCUAAAUAAAUCUUAUUUUAUGAUUGAAAUGUUAACAACAACAAUGCAAAUACCAUGAGAAAAUAAAGGCAACAACAGCAACCAUGCUUUAGUCAUUAUUACAUUUUUGGGGGGGGCUUUCUUGUAAUUCUACCUGACCGCAACCGUGAGUGCAAAAAAAAAUAAAUCUAAAAGGUUGUAGAGAAAAAAAUAAAUAUAAAGAAAUUCUCUGGAAUAUUCCCUCCAAAUAAAUGUAUCUUCAUAAAACAUUCAAACUAGAAUGGCACCAAGUCCCUUCUCCAGGAUAGUCUGUGUUUCCCACUCCUGUGAUUACCUGCUCCUCCCUAAUUUGUUGCACUUGUUGCAGUUGUCUUGUCUCAUGUGUAUUUAAAACCUGUGCUACUCUCCUUCUGUGCAAGAUCGUAUCAGCGCUCCAGCAUUAUCUUCCUCUGUAUGCCCUCCUGUUAAGACCAGUUUUCUGGACAUUCUAACCUGUGUUUGCCUAGGGGAUUUUGGAUACCUCUGCCAGAUUUCUUGGACUGCCUUUUUGUGUAUCGAACCCUGCCUGAUUCAGUAAAGCCUUUGUACUUAAUUCAAACAAAAUUGAAAAAAUCAUCUCCUAAUUGUACACACAGACACACUGUAUAGCAUCUCUCUAAACAAGGUUUCAAAGUGCUUUAUAAACUCAAUUGCAAAAAUGAAUGAAUGAAAAUAAAGUUAUUCAAUUCAGAUUAAUUAAUCAGUCCCCUACAUAAAUCAGAUUUUCAAUUUGCUUAAAUCCUACAGGACCAGUGGCAGGUCUCAAUCAACUGUAUGCUGCCCCCUGGCAGGUUUUUCUUCCUGACAUUUGCAGAAACUAUGCUAAUUAACAGCACGGACUGGCUCAUAAUCAAAUGGCUAUGUUUUACAGAUAUACAGUAGCUUAAAGCAGCAAGAUCAGCUUCAAAAAGAGACUGCAAAUAAUUAAGUUUGUAAUGCAAAGGGAAGGGAACACGGUCUAAUCCCUGGUCUCUGUGAAGAAAAUAGAGUCCAAAAGUUUCCAUACUCCAUCCUUGUUGAAGGAGCCCUUGCACUUCACGAGGUCUAACAAACAGAACUCAAGGCCAGAAUGCUAAAUCCUCCCAUUCAGCUGGGAAAGGAGGUCCAUCCUUGCUGAGCGGAGCUGCCAUGGAUAUCCAUCCAACAGACUGAGGAUUGUAGAGAAUCAGUGGUGUAGUGCAUAUGUAGCAGGUAUUAGAACUAAUAGUGCAUUCCACCAAAAAUCCCUCCGCUUUUGUUAAUUAAUGGUUUAUUGUAUUGGGUUUUUACAUGGGUUUGGCGCCCUCUAUGGUCGCGGAUGGACAUUGUGUUUAUUUUCCAAGCUCUAGAAUGCAUUGGAGCUGACACUAAUGGUUACAUUUCUUAGCUGAAGGUAUAUGUUAGUUGUUUAUAUGUUCAUUUGUAUUCUAAGAUUAUAGCAGUCGAGCCGUUUAAUUUUUUUAUGGUUCAUUUUCAUUUGUGAGUUAGUUCAGAGUGUUUCAACUAGAUAAAGAUACAAAUAAGAAAGUAGCUUAAUUUUAAAUUUCUUAACAUGUUCAAGACAUACAAGGAAUCGAUACGACGUUUCCCACUCUCCCCCAGUGAAACAUAUAAAGUGCAGAGGCACAACAGAUAACACAAUACAUUUCCUAAUACUAAGUAAACAUACAGAUUUUUUUAGUACAGCAGCAAACAUGUGGUAUUUUUCUGUGCAUGUGCGUUGGCAUUCGCCAUUUUGUGUCCUGAAGUAUGCCUGUUGAACCAUAUCUUUUUUUAUGUUAAGCAUGUGGCCAAAUGACCAACAUUGUUUUCUUUUCUUUUGCUGAAACUCUGAACAGGUAUGUUUUGUUGCAUAGUACUCUUGUUGAGGUAAAUAGCCAAUGUGAAUCUUUUCAUGAUGUGUGACUGUGGCUUUAGUUUUUUUAUUUAUUUUCAUGAAUACUUAGUAUUUUGGCAUGUAUUAUUUCCUAUACAGGCCUUUUUGUUUUUAUUAGGCAAGAUUUGUAAAUGUGCUAAGAAUGCAUUGGAGCUGUAUGAGAGCGGCAUGUGACCAAUUGACCAACGCUGUUUUCUUUUCCUCUGCUGAAACUCUGAACAGCAAUAAAAGUCCUGUGCCGAAAAUCAA
Messenger RNA from Platichthys flesus (European flounder), 5635 nucleotides. RefSeq names its product serine incorporator 1-like. Bases 219 to 1658 code for a protein of 479 amino acids. Gene Ontology annotation, cellular component: membrane. The record is from RefSeq and is a predicted model, not a curated record. The transcript is spliced from 10 exons. NCBI's taxonomy places the organism in Eukaryota, Metazoa, Chordata, Actinopteri, Pleuronectiformes, Pleuronectidae.